GACACACAGACCGACAAGGACGCUCCAGAGCCGCGAGCUGGGGACGGCGGUUCCAGAGAUGCGCGCGAGCCCCUUUGAUGUGCCUCUCCGUUAAACCUUCACAUUCACCUGGAAGACUGUGUAACCCGGACACGAAGAUUUGGAGAAUAACUUUUUUGAGACAAAUCUCAGAAUAACUGGAAUAACAAACACAACAACUAUUGUGGAAAAAAAGGAGUUCCCCUUCGUCAAUUAAGGAGCAGCGGAGGACGUUUCAUUUGGGAACAAUGUAAGAAAAUAGCUGUCGGUAAAUACAUUCGGGAUUUUCUGGACCUAUUUUACGCACUGGGAGCACAGUCGGAACUAAAGGACAUUCACAACUCCUCUCUGAGUUUUUCCUGCUUCUUUAUCCCAAUCAUUUUGCCCAGUAUAAGACGACAUUUACGUUUAUAACAAUGCGUUUUGUGGACUUAUCCUAGGACUUAUCCCCAGGCUUUUUUGGAAUUGUGAAUGCCCCGUGAACGCACCGAUCUUUGACCACUGACAGUAUGCAUCAAAGGGACCGCUAACUUACCCUACUCAAGGUUCUUGUGAAUCUCGGGGUCGACUGAUGCAGCCAUGGGCCGAUUGCUGGAUCUUUGAGAGCAACCUUCCUCCCCCUUGUCCUCCACCACAUCCUUUUCCUCUACCCCCUGCUCCUCUUAUUCCUUUGCCCUACACAGCUGGAGGUAGAGUCCUGCGAAGCCAGAAACCAGUCAUCAACCUACGAUUCCUUCUCCUUGCCUCCACCUGCAAACCAUGACAAGCAUUGUUUCUCGGAUUCCUGGCCAGUCGAGGUGGCCUCUCCCAGUGCUACUCUUGUAUUUUGUCCCUCUGCUUCUGAUGGAGGAUUGCCAUGCAGCACCCUCAGGCCCAGAAUCGGACUCCUGCUCCACCUUAGUCCAAAGCCGCUUCUUUGGCUUUUUCCUGUCAUCGUCAGUGUUCCCCGCCAUUCCUUGUUCCUGGACCUUGCAGAACCCAGACCCGCGGCGCUACACCAUCUUCAUCAAGGUGACCAAACCUACCGAGGACUGCGUGCCAUCACAGCUCCGCACCUUCCAGUAUGACUCCUUCCUGGAGACCACACGCACCUACCUGGGCAUGGAGAGCUUUGACGAGGUGGUGAGGCUGUGCGAUAGCUCUGCCCCAGUGGCCUUCCUGGAGGCCGGAAAGCAGUUCCUCCAAAUGAGGAAGGGACCGCCUCGGGCGGGGAUGGCCAUCACAGAUGGCGAUGCGGAUUUCAAAACAGAGUACCUGGUGGUGGGGAAGCGCAACCCCAGCAUGGCGGCCUGUCAGAUGCUCUGCCAGUGGCUGGAGGACUGUCUGGCCUCCAGCACGUCUAACAGGCCCUGCGGCAUCAUGCAGACUCCUUGUUUGUGCUGGGAGCCGCCGCCGCUGCCGCCGCAGCUCAGUGAAGGGGAGAACUGUUAUCACAAUGGAGUUUACCUGGAAAACUGUUUACCCAGUGUGAAAGAGAGUAGAAGAAAUGCUGAGAUAAAUGGUGGCUGGAGUGUGUGGGGUCAGUGGGCACAGUGCAGCAGUGAGUGCGGAGGCGGGGUUCAAACCCGGACUCGGACCUGUCGGUCACCUCCGGAGGAGUCGUACCUGUGUGAGGGUGUGGUGGAGGAGGGCCGGCCAUGUAACUCACAGACCUGCACCGGCAAAGGUCGCCAUCUCUCUCGCAGCCAAUCGCUUCGCUCGGUGGACAGCCGCAAGCGUGAUGACGUAGACAAGCCCCGCAGUGGACAGCAGAGCCCUCAGACAGACUCAGCUUCAGGUGAGGAGUGGUCAGCGUGGAGUGUGUGUUCUGCCACGUGUGGGGAGGGCUGGCAGAGUCGCACUCGUUUCUGUGUGUCCUCCUCCUACAGCACCCAGUGUAGUGGGCCACUGCGCGAGCAGAGACCUUGCAACAACUCUGCUAUUUGUCCAGUGCACGGCGCUUGGGACGAGUGGUCGCCGUGGAGUUUGUGUUCGUCGACCUGUGGCCGAGGUUACAGGUCCAGAACGCGAACCUGCACCCCCCCACAGUUUGGGGGAGAUGCCUGUGAUGGCCCAGAGAAACAGACCAAAUUCUGCAACAUAGCUGUCUGUCCAGUGGAUGGAGUGUGGAACGAGUGGUCCAACUGGAGCUCCUGUUCCGCCUCCUGCUCUAAUGGGACCAUGCAGAGAACCAGGGAGUGUAACGGCCCCUCGUACGGAGGCUCCGAGUGCAGAGGAGAAUGGCUGGAGACUGUUGACUGCUUCCUUGGGGAAUGCCCAGUGGAUGGCAAGUGGGAGCCGUGGACUUUGUGGUCGGGCUGUUCCAAAACUUGUGGAGGGGGGAGCCAGCAGAGAAAAAGGAAUUGUUAUGGGCCCUUUUUUGGAGGGAAGCCUUGUCCUGCGGAACCAGAAGAGGUCCGGCGCUGUAAUGAAAAAAAAUGCCCAGAACCUCACGAAAUAUGUGGCGAGGACAACUUCUCCAAUGUUGUAUGGAAGAUGACUCCAGCUGGGGAUACAGCAGCAGUACGCUGCCCUCCCAACGCCAUGGGGCUUAUCCUGCGACGCUGUACCCUGGACGAAGAGGGCAUUGCCUACUGGGAGAACCCCACCUAUAUGAAAUGCAUUUCCAAUGACUAUCGAAGUAUACAAACUUUGACUCGGGAACACUUGUCCAAAGCCCAGCGUGGCCUUGUGGGAGAUGGAGUUUCCGAGGUAAUGACCAAGCUGAGGGUGACAUCCAGCGAUGGGACCAGCUACAGUGGUGAUCUGCUGGCCAUGGUGGACGUGCUGAAGAACAUGACAGAGAUCUUCCGGAGGGCAUACUACAGUCCCAGCAGUGCAGACAUGAGGAAUUUUGUGCAGUCAGUCAGCAAUCUGUUGAUGGAAGAGAACAGGGAGAGAUGGGAGGAAGCACAACUGCUGGGGCCAAACAUCAAAGAGCUGUUCCGUCUGGUGGAGGACUUUGUUGAUGUCAUUGGCCUGAGGAUGAAAGACUUCCAAGACAUGUAUGAAGUCACCGAUAACCUAGUUUUGAGUGUCCAUAAGCGUCCAGUGGCGGGUCAUGCAGACAUUGGCUUCCCUAUGAAGGGCUGGAGGGGCAUGGCGGACUGGGCCCGCAGCUCUGAGGACAGAGUCACCAUCCCCAAGAACAUCCUGUCUACUGGCAAGCCAGAUGCAGACGAGUCCUCGACGUUUGUGACCGGCAUCGUUUUGUACAGAAACCUGGGCAGCAUUCUGAAUCUGCAGAGAAACAGCACAGUCCUCAACUCCAAGGUUUUGUCAGUGACCAUCAAGCCCACCCCUGCUUCCCUCUCUGCUCCAGUUGUAGUUGAGUUCUCCCACCUGUACAACAGCACUACCAACCAGACCUGUAUAUCCUGGGACGAGAGCGACAGACCUUCCUCCACAGCGCCGCCUCUGCUGGGAUCCUGGUCUGCCAGGGGCUGCAAAGCCGUGCUAGUCGACUCAUUCCGAACCAAAUGCGUGUGUGACAGACUGUCCACCUUCGCCAUUUUAGCACGGCUCAAUCCCGAAAUGAACAUGGAUAAGACACAGCUUCCGUCCGUGACGCUGAUUGUCGGCUGUGGAGUGUCUUCACUGACAUUGUUGCUGCUCAUCAUCAUCUAUGUGUCUGUCUGGAGGUACAUUCGGUCUGAGCGCUCAGUCAUCCUCAUUAACUUUUGCCUCUCCAUCAUCUCCUCCAAUGCCCUUAUUCUCAUUGGACAGACGCAGACACGGAAUAAGGUCUUUUGCACCCUAAUUGCUGCAUUUCUUCAUUUCUUCUUCCUGUCCUCGUUCUGCUGGGUUCUGACAGAGGCGUGGCAGUCCUACAUGGCAGUGACGGGCCGCCUCAGGAAUCGCAUCAUACGCAAGCGUUUCCUGUGUCUCGGCUGGGGUCUCCCUGCACUGGUAGUUGCAAUCUCAGUGGGAUUCACCAAGGCAAAGGGAUAUGGAACACCAAGCUACUGCUGGCUGUCUCUGGAAGGAGGUCUUCUCUAUGCAUUUGUUGGACCUGCUGCAGCUGUUGUCUUGGUUAACAUGGUUAUUGGGAUUCUCGUUUUUAACAAACUGGUGUCCAAAGACGGCAUUACUGAUAUGAAACUAAAGGAGAGGGCGGGGGCAUCACUGUGGAGCUCCUGUGUGGUUUUGCCCCUUCUGGCCCUCACAUGGAUGUCAGCUGUCCUCGCCAUCACAGACCGGCGUUCUGCGCUCUUCCAGAUCCUCUUUGCUGUAUUUGAUUCCCUGGAAGGCUUCGUUAUUGUCAUGGUACACUGCAUCCUGCGCAGAGAGGUUCAGGAGGCAGUGAAGUGCCGUGUGGUUGACCGCCAGGAGGACGCUAAUGGAGAUUCAGGAGGAUCUUUCCAGAAUGGCCAUGCUCAGCUCAUGACUGACUUUGAGAAAGACGUGGAUAUGGCUUGCAGAUCAGGCACUAUGAAGCGCUCAUCUCUCCAGGGGGAGGAGAAAGCCUCCACUGGGACCCUCACUCUUCAGAAGGGUUCCAACUUCAACACCAUGCCGGCCAGCAUGGCCAAAGUUCACCUGCAGAACGUGGCAGACUACACCAGCCACACUCUGACCCUGCGCAGGGAGAAGGGUCCCUCCAAGGGAAUCAGCACAGAGCUGCCAGGCGCCAAAUCCAUCUACAUCUGCGACGGCGAGCUCUUCAAGCAGCUGGACGGAGAGCUGCCUCGAGGAAACGGCGAGGGGAGCAGCUCUGAGUGCCCAGGCAAAGGCCCGGGGUACGUCAUCCUGCCGAGCAACAACACGGGCACCCUGAAGCUGGCCAAGGGGAAAGAGGACCAGGCAGCCAAGUACAACAUGGGCAUUGAGCAGCUGCCUCAAACCAGGCUCAUUCACCUGGCUAACCCUGCCAGCGGAGAGCCGGUGCCUGGCUUUGGGCUGAAGAGCCUUCCCGCCGACCAGAUCAGUGUUUCGUGCUCUGACAGAGACUCGCCUGUACACAAUCUGCCGAAUAUGCCCAGAGACUCCCAUGCGGCCAACAGCAUGUGCGACGGGGGAGAUUCCGGAAACUCUGGUGUGAUGUCUAAGAGUGAGACUGUCUCCACGCUGUCCAUGAGCUCACUGGAGAGACGAAAAUCACGCUAUGCAGAGCUUGACUUUGAGAAGAUUAUGCACACCCGGAAACGCCACCAGGACAUGUUUCAGGACCUGAACAGGAAGAUUCACAGUGCAGACAAGGAUAGAGAAUCCCCACCUGUUGACGCCAAAGCUGCCAAAAGAUGGAGUGUGUCCUCUGCCAGCAGCGACAAGACCAACAUGAGUGACAAGCAGCAGACCCCGAGUAAGAGGGUGUGGGAGGGCAUCAGGAAGACCCACUCCCCCCCAUCCUGGGUGAGGAAGGACCUGGAGACAGUGGCGGCCUCCCCUCUGGAGCUGCAGACGGUGGAGUGGGAGAAGACCAGCGCCACCAUCCCUCUGGUGGGCCAGGAGAUCAUGGACCUUCAGACGGAGGUGUGACCAAGAUUCCGGGCCUCACACCCACAACUUCCUUUUCUUCCCCGAAGAUCUCAAACAAACAAGCAGACACACCACAACACACUGCCCUGCUCUGUAUUUCUACUCAAAGGCUGGACCGAGCCCAGUGCGAGAACUUGAGGGGGAAGGAGGGCGAGGCGGAGAGAGAGAAGCGUCACAAUGUCCGAAAAUUCAUUAAACCGAUAAAAAGAGAGAACAGGAAAAUAGCGUCUCUUUCUAUUGUUUCAUUUUAACGUUUGGACGGUGUUUUUGUCUGCAAAUACUGGUCAUCUUCUUGUAUAUGGUCUCAGAUACAACAGUGGCUCACAUGGUAGACAGAUUCAGCCACUAUAUGUGCAUUAUAUAGCCGUGUUAUGAACCACAAAGCAAAAGGUAACCAUGCUAUGUUUACCCCUGUAUUAAAUGAGUACAAUGUGA
Perca flavescens (yellow perch) is the source of this 5910-nucleotide messenger RNA. It is a transcript of the gene adgrb1a, whose product is annotated as adhesion G protein-coupled receptor B1a. Gene Ontology annotation, molecular function: G protein-coupled receptor activity. Lineage: Eukaryota; Metazoa; Chordata; Actinopteri; Perciformes; Percidae. Bases 778 to 5475 code for a protein of 1565 amino acids. Gene Ontology annotation, cellular component: plasma membrane; dendrite; postsynaptic density. The transcript has 32 exons. Gene Ontology annotation, biological process: negative regulation of angiogenesis; engulfment of apoptotic cell; cell surface receptor signaling pathway. The record is from RefSeq and is a predicted model, not a curated record.